UGGAAUGAUAAGCAGACGGAAAAGUUGGGAUAUGACAACAUUUAUUUCUGUAGUACAUUUUCAUACACAAGAUUCAGCUCAAAGUGCUUUAAAGGAUGUCUACAUGAAAAAAGGAAAAACGAGAACAUGUUGUUGAUAUAAAACUAGUUACUGUGAGUACUGGUUAAAAAGCCAGCGAGUGUGAAUGGGCAGGUACUGCUGCGCUGGGAACGGAGGCGACGGCCACUGGGUAGCUCGACACGCGGCGGUGCACAGGACUGCAUCUUUUGAGGGGUGAACAGUUAUGUCAGAAGGAUCAUCUGGGGAUCCUGGCACCCCUGGGGGAUGCCGCCCUUCACUGUCCUUGGGGAGAGGACUUUUAGGCAGGAGACCAUCUGUUCCUAACACUUCCAACCGAUUGCCCUCCAUACGUUCCCGGGACCUCACCCUAGGAGGAGUUAAAAAGAAAACCUUCACUCCAAAUAUCAUUAGCCGCAGAGUGAAAGAGGAAGCCAAAGAUGAUGAAUCUCGGAAGAAGCAAGCGAAGGAGCGAGAUCGAGAUCGUCUGAGAGAAGGCAGGGGCCGGGGCCGUGGCCGAGCAAAUGUUAUCCAGUCUCACUCCAUUUUUGAGCAAGGCCCAUCAGAGAGCAUGGUCAGAAAAAGAGGAGAGUGGGACAGUACAAAAGAUGUUCCCAACAUGGGUCCUUCACCUAUCAUCAACAUCAAAAAAGAGAAGCGAGAGACUGAAGAAGAGACCAAGGAAAUUCUCCGCAUGCUUGAGAGAGACAAUUUUCUGGAUGAUCCCAGGUUGCACAAUGAUAUUCGCAGUUGCCCUGUCCAAUUGCCCCUGGCAGUUUCAGGGUGGCUUUUCAAAGAAGAAUCCAAAGAGGAGGAAGAACCUAAAGGGCAAAUGCUUAAGAAAGAGGAAGUGGAGGAUAUGGAGCUGGAGACGCCUCUUGUCAAAGUGAAACAGGAACCACUGGAGGAAAGUGUGUUGAAGACGGGACCACUUUGCAAAGCCCCUCCCCUGCCUCCAUCUGUCGGACUACCAGAACUGCUAGACAGUUGGGCUCAGUGUAAAGAAGAAGAACUUAUUUUCCUGCAUCUACCCGACUCCUUGCCUGGACAGCCACCCACUCAGGAUCAGAGGCCAGUUAAAGGUGAUGUGCAGAUGGAAGAUGGGCAGGCACUUUUGGUCAAGUCGGACAAAACUCAGGAUGUACAGCAGUUGGACAGCAUGUGCUCACUAAAGGACCUAGCAGAGGGGCAGAUUGGCAAGCUUCUUGUAAGAAGAUCAGGCCGAGUACAACUUGUCUUGGGCAAAGUGUCGCUGGACGUUGCCAUUGGAACACAGUGCUCAUUCUUACAGGAGCUGGUUUCUGUGUCGGUUGGAGAGAGUCGCAUUGGUGACCUAACUGUUCUUGGACAUAUUAAACACAAACUGGUCUGCUCUCCAGAUUUUGAGACUUUGUUACAACAUAGGCAGUGAAGGAAAAUGGAAAUGCGUGUUGCCUCCAGACUGAAGUUUCCAUGCAGACACCUCGGCUUUUCCUAGAGAGUGGGGUAUCUGAAUGUGGAAGGUGUGGCGAAGCACUGUAUCAGUGACAUCAAAGCUGUUUGGUAAUGUGGACGUUUUGGAGUGAACUCCUGACGCUCUACAAGGGAGAGCCUGGCUGUGGGUUUUCAGUCUUGUUGUGCAUGACUUUCCUCCCUUUAUAGGGUUGCACUUUAAAAUAUUUAAUCAAUAAGGUACCUGGACCAAUGGCGUUGUGCCAGGCAAAACACAGCAUGCCACUUCUGUGCAUACACUGCUCUUAUUAACCUGAUUACCACUAAUAUUCACCAUAAGGUAAUAUAUUGGAGUGAGGAUUUCAAGAGGUUUUAUUGUUGAAAGCUAUUCAUGUCGACCUGUCGGGCAAGGCAGUAUUUCACCAAAGUGCAUUGAGAGCUUGAAGUGCCGGCAAAUACUUCAAAAUGUUUAGAGGAGUUGACCUUGGAUUUAUCUUUUUGCCGUUGUAAGCUUUUGCCAGUAGAGGGUGCUGUGUCCUUUAUUGUCCAUGGGUGACUUUAUCCAUUGCAUCAUUGUGCAAUUGUAAUAGGGGAAGGCUUUAUGGUGGAAAAGGUGCAAUGCUUUACUUAAAAUAAAACCUAAAAUGGUAUAAUUAAAAUGUGAACUGAUUUUUUUUUUUUUUAUUCUGAAAGGCUAAACAAAGUGACAUUCUGCUGUUGAUAGUGGGUGGAAGAGUGAUGGAGGUCAUUAACCAGUAGUAGUCUACAGCAGUCACUCUUGUUUGGAAUGGCCACAGAUUUCAGGAGGUUAGUGGAUGGAGAAACUGGAUCUGUCAAGGCCAAAGGUCACUUGAGUCACCAGAAAUGCAUGGUGGAGUAUGAAAUUCUCACAAGAUUGAAUUAAGAUUUCUGUCUUGGUAUUAAAACUUGACUAGUUAAUGAAAACAGAAUAUAGGAACACAAUUGAAAAGGUGACAUUAGAAGCGUUUUGAUGAGAACAGGCCAUUCAGCCCAAGAAAGCUUGCCAGUCUUCUAUGCCUGAUUUCUCCAAAAUUAUAUCAGAUUAAGUUUAAAAGUUGAAUGACAUUAAAUAAGAAUAUUCAUUGAGUAGUGGUCACUGAAUUACUCUAUCCAUAUAUACAGUAUUUUUGUUAUUAUUCUUACUUUGAAUUUAUUCAUAAUACAGUUUUUUUACAGAUUUGAGAACUUUACUCUGUCAUGAGAAUGAAAUAUCUAAACGUCCACAAGACCAAAGAACCAGUUAUUGACAUUUGCUGCACCGAAUAGCCUCUCUGUCAGGUUGCUUUUCAAGGAGUGGAGGUAUAGGGGGGUCCACAUAAAUUGGACUGACCUUGGAACACAGAGGAACUAUGUAAGUAAGGGCAGAGCAGGCUCUUCUUCCUUAGGACUGUAUUCCUUUAGUGCGUGAAGUAACAUCCUUCACAUCUUCUACAUCUCUGAUGGCCAGUGUGAUUUGCUGUGCAGGAGUGUGCUGGACUGGUAACAUCACUUCAAGAGAAGCCCCCUGAAUCAACAUGCUAAUUAAAUGGACAAGCUCAGUUAUAGGACACACUCUGAAACACCUGGAGAUUGUAGCAAAAGAGAGAAUGAAUACAAAACUGUGACGUGAACAAUGCUGCACAUUCUCUUUUUGACACAAUAAUACUGAGGACUAUCAGACAGCAAGUUAUUCAGCAGAAGUGUGUCAGGAAACACUAUGGGGGCUCCUUUGUACCUGCAGCAAUAUGUCUUCAUAAUGCCUCGCUGCAACUGGGACUGCAAAGUCAGAACUCUUCCUUCUUUUGAAUUUUCUUGCUUUAUAGUCAUUCUGGUGUGUGUUCAGACCAAAGUGUAUGCUUUAUUUAUUUAUUUAAAGACCUUCUGUGUAAAGCCAAAUUUCCCCCUAAGGACAAAUAAAGUUCUAUCUCUCUAAUGAA
Messenger RNA from Erpetoichthys calabaricus (reedfish), 3425 nucleotides. It is a transcript of the gene polr3d, whose product is annotated as polymerase (RNA) III (DNA directed) polypeptide D. Gene Ontology annotation, cellular component: RNA polymerase III complex. The coding region runs from base 284 to 1468 and encodes 394 amino acids. NCBI's taxonomy places the organism in Eukaryota, Metazoa, Chordata, Cladistia, Polypteriformes, Polypteridae. Gene Ontology annotation, molecular function: DNA binding. Gene Ontology annotation, biological process: transcription by RNA polymerase III. The record is from RefSeq and is a predicted model, not a curated record. The transcript is spliced from 9 exons.